AUGACCCCAUCCGCCAAAUAUGCUCUGCCAGAGCACUGGACGGAGCUCAGUGCCGCAAGGGAACACAGACAACAGUGUACCGACCAAGUGAACACCGUGAGGAGGGAGUGUGCUGCCGGGUGCGGGAAGAAGGAUGUCGUGGAAUGCCCAGAUUGCUUCUCAAAGACGUUGGACUUGAUGCGGGCACGUUACUGCGAUGCCGAAGACCGGGAGUGGUUCUCACAACGGAGGGCCUUUCUCAACGAGUUGGACAUGCUGUUCGCCGACGCCAAGGACCACAAGGUCGACGUGAAAUUCAUCGAGGAUCAGAUUGAAUCGGAGAAGGAGGCGUGGUACCGAUGGGUCCUGCGGAUGUACCCAGAGUUCCUCACGGCUGGCGACAGUGGCGUGGACCGGGACGAGUUGAGGGGGAUGCUGGACGACCCGGACCGGUCACGACAAGAACUCAUCGAGAGGGUCUGGGAAGGCGUUGGAAAACCAGCCAGGUGGUCUUCCGACGUAGACACGCUCGUGGACAAGAUGACAGGCGCCAAAAGCGACGCGUCCGAGCUGAAGAAGCUGUACAUCACAUACCUCUUCAAAGACCGGUCAACGGGCAAGGUGCUGCAGCACGCGCAAAAGUACCUCGACGCAUACGAAGCUAGCGACGCGAUGCCGCUCGAGGAGGUCAUCGACCGCAUCGCCCAGGACCAUCGGGCCAGCAUGAACACGCAACCGCAACGCGACAGCCACAAGGCGCGCCUCGACGAGCUGCGCAGAGCCAAGACGGCGUUUGAGCAGAACAGACUCCAGGCUAAGCGUCUGGGAGCUCAAGUGCCUGCGGUCGCCGAGGAGCUGUACCACCUCCCGCCGUGUGCCGUGUGCGAAAGAAAGGUCGACCCCAAGGAUGUGUUUUCAUGCUCGCUCUGCCAGGUCAUGACGCAGAUUGGUGGCAAGAAGAAGCUGACGGUGUACUGCUCGACCGAGUGCUACCGCAAGGGACAGGACGACCACGUGGAGAAGGAUCACGACUGCGAGGCUGGCGACAACUGCGUGCAGAACCUGGACGAGGACGUCGAAAUGGACGACGGGACUCAACAAAGCGUAGUCUGCAACGACUGCAUCACGGCGAAGCAGUCGACCAUCUACUGCUCCUCACGAUGCGCGAUGCAGAAUCUGUCACGGCACAGGGAAGCCAAGCACGGGGUCAAGACGGCGACGGACGAGAUCAGAUCGCUCGUGUCACCGCUGUGGGAGCUGGUGGAGAAGACGAUCAAGGAAGGCAACUCUGGGUUGAAGUUUUCGGUUGCCGAUUGA
Messenger RNA from Ilyonectria robusta, 1296 nucleotides. RefSeq lists its product as uncharacterized. The record is from RefSeq and is a predicted model, not a curated record. Bases 1 to 1296 code for a protein of 431 amino acids. The transcript is spliced from 2 exons. Lineage: Eukaryota; Fungi; Ascomycota; Sordariomycetes; Hypocreales; Nectriaceae.